Chelmon rostratus (copperband butterflyfish) is the source of this 2740-nucleotide messenger RNA. RefSeq names its product mitochondrial fission factor homolog A-like. Gene Ontology annotation, biological process: positive regulation of mitochondrial fission. The coding region runs from base 141 to 1007 and encodes 288 amino acids. Gene Ontology annotation, cellular component: mitochondrial outer membrane; peroxisome. The record is from RefSeq and is a predicted model, not a curated record. Lineage: Eukaryota; Metazoa; Chordata; Actinopteri; Chaetodontiformes; Chaetodontidae. The transcript is spliced from 7 exons.
GACACGCACGCACACUGGCUGUAGGCGGUGUGUCUUUCGGUUUUACUCGUCGUCCGUCCCGCCUGAUGCGAAUAUUACAGAACAGACAACAUUUUGACACAUGACAUUUUAAACUCCGGUGCCAAAACUACAACGGCUGGAUGAGUGGGCCAACCUUCACCUCCCCCUCUGCAGAUGUGGCUGAGAUGAACCGCAUCCAUUAUGAGUUGGAGUACACAGAGGGGAUCAGCCAGCGCAUGCGAAUCCCCGAGACCCUCAAGGUGGCCCCGGACAAGCAAACAGGAGCUCUGCCACUUCAGCAACCCCUGCCCAUUCACACAACUCUGAUGCAGGUGCCAGAGAGGAUCGUCGUAGCAGGUGAUGAUGGGGAUCCUCUAUUUUCUCGUCCCCGAGACUUAGACCUGAUUCAGUCCAUCCCUUCUGUGGACCUCCUGAGCAUGAAGGCCCCACCUCGUGUCCUCACCCUUACAGAACAGCCACUGGACUCCCUUGAAACUGAACAAACAGCCUCUUCACAGAGCAAUCCCAGCCAGGCGGCCCACUUUCAUGCUCGGUCUCGAAGGGAACGUAGUGCAAGUGAGAACAUGUCUGGUCGCCACAGCAGUCACAUGGGCAGAGGUGACAUAAGUGUAACCCCUUCCCCUUCUGCCCCCCCAGUCCGCUUGUGUCCCCCUCUCUGUUCCCCUGAGGAUGCAAACAUCAACCUAUUCACAGCUGCGGGCUUCCUGUCUUACAUCCAGUCAACAACACGCCGGGCAUACCAGCAAGUCCUCGAGGUGCUGGACGACAGCCACCGCAGGACACACCUGGAUCUGGCCCUGGAUAUAAACCCCGAUGAGUCUGGCGUAAUGGAUGCCUCCUCACUGCGACGACAGAUUGUGAAGUUAAACCGGCGUCUGCAGCUGCUGGAGGAAGAAAACAAAGAACGCUCCAAGCGAGAGGUGAUCCUGUAUUCUGCUACUGUGGCAUUCUGGCUUAUUAACACCUGGAUCUGGUUCCGUCGCUAAGAUGGGCCAAGACUGAGUCUCCCAAAACACUGGAAGCCAAAGCAAUUCCUUGUUAAAGGUGCAACCAUUACAAUACAAUGCAAGUCUUUACUACAUCUAAAGGCAUCCACAAGGAACCAAAACCUCGCUGGUAAAUGUCCUCUGCAAUCCUCUGUUUCUAUAGCAAGUUAUAUCAGGAUUUCACUUACAAAAUUUCAAGCUCAGUGCUGUCAAGAUAAGACAUGAGGCUAAACAUAAGCAAUGUUUACAAAACCAGUCAUAUACCAGUGUUUUAUAGCUACCCGAUAUUAGUAAAUUUCACACUGGCUUGCAUUUACACCUUCACACCUUCACACCUGACUACAGACUGGUGCUGGUUGGAUACGACAGUGCCAGAACCAGAAGUAAAGCUAAAGUUAGCAUAUCGCACAUUCAGAGGUUCAUAUGUGUAUUUCAUUCCUGUAUAAACUGGCAAACGACUAGCAAGACAAAGCACAAUGACACAACAGCUGGAUGUCUGCAACAUGUCUGCAACUGCUUUGAUGUGGUGAGCUGAAGUUUGCUACAGUAACAACUUACACUAGUUACCCUGCUAAAUUCAAAUUAGCUACAGCAUCCGUUUCUGACCAACAAACAUAACGUCAACUCUCGCGCUUGAAGUUUGACCUUUCAAAUAUUGCACUGAUGUUCACUGAAGUUUAGGAGAAACUAAACGUGGUGCAGAUAAUAUAGAAUAUGGCGACUAGUUUAAAGUAAAGCAGUGCCUGGCAUUAAUCUGGAACUGUUGCAAACUCCUAUUUUUAUGUUAUUUUGUGCAAAGAGCUGGGUAAAUAUUACUGAUUGCACUUUGAAGCUUCAUAAAUCCGUUGCACAGCGACAACAGAUGUUGCAGUGCAGCUUACCAUCAUCCAUCUUUGUAAGAGUAAACUGAAUUUGUAAAUGAGACUUUUUAGCUUCAGGAGAAGAACGAGUAGAGGGGAAACAAGGAUUUACUUCAGCAGCAAAUGUUUUGGGAACGCAUCCCAGAGCUGGAUUUAUAGUUACAGGACCAAUCCUCUGACGCGACCUGUCCUGGCUGUUUGAAAACUCAUUAGUUUUGUCAAGCACUACCAUUCUUCAAGUGUCAAAGUGAGAUGACUAAAUCUAGAGUUGCCAUAACAUCUAUCUUUUGAGUUCUGCAUUACCCAAAACAUUUGUGUACAGGACUUGAAUAGCCUAUUGCUGACUUGCUGUAGUUUGUCCUUACUGUCAUUGUUUUAUUAAACCUUUUUGGCCUACGGAUUCUGUCAUGAACGUGAUGAAGUCAUAACAAAAAUACUAAGGGUAUUAUCUGUGAAGUGGUCAUGUUUUCCAAUGCUGUUUAUACAGUUUGAGCUUGUUUUUCCCAGAGAAUUUGACCACUCAUGUUUUUUCCACUUUGUUACCUCCAAGACUAAAAGCAUGGACUAUGUGGUUUUAUUCAUCAUGCAGUGUGAUAUAAAUCUUAGAGCUACUGUCUGUAUGAUCAUGUGUAAUAGAUGGCUAUGUAUAUGAAAUAUUUAUGUCAUUAUUUUUCAAUAAUGAAAUGAGCAUAUGGAGGUUUGUGUAUCAAACAUAAUGCAAAGGCAUCAACAAAAUGUUGCAGUGACCAUUUGUUUCUGUUCAGCGCUGUACCUAGGACUUAAAGCUGUUUAAGGUUAUUUGACUUUCUUUGUAAUUUAUGAAUACAUUCAUUGUUUGUUAAUAUUUUUGCUGUAAUAAAUGAUGGAUGUGAA